Tarenaya hassleriana is the source of this 1076-nucleotide messenger RNA. RefSeq names its product pentatricopeptide repeat-containing protein At1g62350. The transcript has 2 exons. Gene Ontology annotation, biological process: Group II intron splicing; chloroplast organization. The coding region runs from base 79 to 837 and encodes 252 amino acids. The record is from RefSeq and is a predicted model, not a curated record. NCBI's taxonomy places the organism in Eukaryota, Viridiplantae, Streptophyta, Magnoliopsida, Brassicales, Cleomaceae. Gene Ontology annotation, molecular function: protein binding; RNA binding.
UUGUUAACCGGUUCGAAAUGUCCUUAACCAGCAUUUUCGGUGCUUAUUUUGUUUUUUUCGCCCCGCUCAUAUUAGACGAUGGCAUCGACAAUGGAGGGAAUCGGUUUGCGCAGUCAUCUGUUUUCUGGCGUCGGCGAAAUCCUCCGUCUUCCAUGGAGGGUUCAUGGUUUUACCGGAGGAACUGGCGGUGUGAAAUCCAUGACGGUGACGAUGAGGGAUCGGAGCAAGAACAGGAAGCCAUUGCAGAGAGGUAGGAACCUCAGCAUCGAAGCGAUUCAGGCGGUGCAGGCACUGAAGCGAGCCAAGUCUCCCCCUCCGUCGCCGGAGCUUGAGCGCGUGAUGGAUUCCAAGUUCCGGCGGCUCCUGAAAUUCGAUAUGGUCGCCGUUCUCCGGGAACUUCUCCGCCAGAACGAAACCUGUCUCGCUCUCAAGGUAUUCGAAGAGAUUCAGAAGGAGCACUGGUACAAGCCUCAGGUGAGGUUGUACUCCGACAUGAUAGCUGUAAUGGCGGCAAACGGAUUGCUGGAAAAGGUUGGAUAUUUAUACUCGAGAAUAAAAGCAGAGAAGGGUUUGGAGGCUGUGAUCGAAGGUUUCGAUUCUCUGUUGGAGAUUUUUCUGAAUCAUAAGCAGUUUGAUCUUGCCAUGGACUGCUACGCCUUUAUGCAAUCCAUAGGAAUUGAGCCAGAAAGAUCGUCGUUUAGGAUUCUGGUAAAAGGGCUUGAAUCUAAUGGCGAAAUGGGCUAUUCAGCUGUGGUAAGGCAAGACGCUUAUAGGUAUUAUGGUGAUUCAUUGGAGUUUCUCGAGCAGGCCGGGGAAGAAGUCUCUGCAAUCUGUUGAUCGAAUAUGCAAAAAAAAAAAAAAGACAGAGAUUUGCUGUUUCUGUCUGAACGGAGCAUCUGAUUUCAUCAGACUUGAAUCUCUCCGUAGUUGUAAGAAUUCAUCAAUCUUGAAUCUCUGCGUUCUGAGUGUCAAUGGUAGAACCCUUUUCGGAUUGGUUUCACUGUCGAAUCAGCAAACUGUUCCUGGGAAAUAUACGAGAUGUGUGUGUGUGUAUAUAUAUACGCAUGUCUUUGCAA